Suillus bovinus is the source of this 1029-nucleotide messenger RNA. Its product is annotated as glycoside hydrolase family 16 protein. Gene Ontology annotation, molecular function: hydrolase activity, hydrolyzing O-glycosyl compounds. Gene Ontology annotation, biological process: glucan catabolic process. The record is from RefSeq and is a predicted model, not a curated record. NCBI's taxonomy places the organism in Eukaryota, Fungi, Basidiomycota, Agaricomycetes, Boletales, Suillaceae. The annotation marks the transcript as partial. The transcript has 9 exons.
AUGAAACACUGGCUUGUGUUUGAGGUCUUUGCUUAUUAUAUAUAUUCUGUGAGCGGCUAUAGUCUCGUCCGCGAAUAUUCGGGCAAGAGCUUCUUCGAUCUUUGGGACUUUUACGGCGCUUAUGACAACACGACUCUGGGUAAUGCCAUAUGGGCCAACGAGUCCUAUGCAACUAGUCAGAAGCUGGCGUACAUAGACAGUCAAGGAAAUGCCAUAAUCAAGGUGGACAACACAACAAACGUGCCUUUGGGCCAGAACCGCAGCACGGUUCGCAUAACUACUCAAGACACAUAUGAUAUCGGAAGCCUUUGGAUAAUCGAUCUCAGUCACAUACCGUUUGGAUGCUCAGUAUGGCCCGCAUUUUGGACUUUCGGGCCUAACUGGCCGGAGGAUGGGGAGAUUGAUAUCAUCGAGGGCAUCAAUAUGAUGACCGCUAAUCAAAUGAGUAUCCACACCACGCCAGGAUGCACUCAUAACGGAUCAGAAUAUGAACUUGGUGUAAGCGGUACAACAACCGACUGUUCUCUACCCCCUGGAUGCACAGUGGGCGAAACUUCUCCGAAUAGUUAUGGAAGCAGUUUUGCAACAGCUGGUGGGGGAGUUUAUGCAACCCAAUUUGAUGCAUCGGGUAUCUUUAUCUGGUACUGGAGUCGACCCGACGUACCUGCUUCCAUCAAUCAGGCGGCUCCGGUGAACGUCACUCAAUGGGGAACUCCGCAUGCCAGUUAUUUUUCUAACACUUGCAACAUCACCCAACUUUUUACUGCGCAGAACCUAGUUUUAGAUAUUACUCUUUGCGGAGACUGGGCAGGUGUUGAAGACAUCUAUGAUGCAUCGUGUAGCAACUCGGGUCCAACAGGUACAUGUUACGAGGACUGCGUAAUUGGAUCUGGCAGUCCACGAUAUGAUGAUGCAUAUUUCAACAUAUCCUAUAUUCGUGCAUACACCUCUGCUCUACCAUCUGCCACUCCAACGACAUCCUCCAGUCCCACAAGGGUAACGACUACGCGUUACAGUGGGAAAUCCACC